AUGCAUUUCAAAACGAGUCUUCAGGCAGCUUGGCACCAGUGCGAAGAACCUGACCGCGAAAUCCCACAGCAUGCUGAACCUGGUAGGCUUCGGGAUAUCUCUUUACGCUUGCCAACUACUAAUGUCAUGGCCAUUCCUUCCCCUUCUUCUGUCUUUCCUUGCUUAAUUGUUGGAAACUUACCCAAAUUGGUACCUCAAUAUUACAAACUUCAAGAAUACACAACCUACAAUGUUCACACCUAUUCGUAUUUGUCUCCCAACCCAUCAGACUAUCAUGUCAGAAAGAAGACCAAUUCUUACUCCCUCUCCUUUUAUUCUUUCCUUUUUCCCUUUUUUACUUCUUUUCUUUGCCUUUCAAAUUUCCUUCUGUUCAUAUCUAUCUAUCUAUCUAUCUAUCUAUCUAUCUAUCUAUCUAUCUAUCUAUCUCAGUCUGUUCAUAUCUAUUUAUCUCAUUCUGUUUCUAUCUAUCUAUCUAUUUAUCUAUCUAUCUCAGUCUGUUCAUAUCUAUCUAUCUAUCUAUCUAUCUAUCUAUCUCAGUUUGUUCAUAUCUAUUUAUCUCAGUCUGUUUCUAUCUAUCUAUUUGUCUCAGCCUGUUCAUAUCUAUCUCAGUCUGUUCAUUAUCUAUCUAUCUAUCUAUCUAUCUAUCUAUCUAUCUAUCUAUCUAUCUAUCUAUCUAUCCUCAGUCUGUUCAUAUCUAUUUGUCUCAGUCUGUUCAUAUCUAUCUCAGUCUGUAUAUUAUCUAUCUAUCUAUCUAUCUAUCUAUCUAUCUAUCUAUCUAUCUAUCUCAGUCUGUUCAUAUCUAUCUCAGUCUGUUCGUAUCUAUCUAUCUAUCUAUCUAUCUAUCUAUCUAUCUAUCUAUCUAUCUAUCUCAGUCUGUUCAUAUCUAUUUAUCUCAGUCUGUUUCUAUCUAUCUAUUUGUCUCAGUCUGUUCAUAUCUAUCUCAGUCUGUUCAUUAUCUAUCUAUCUAUCUAUCUAUCUAUCUAUCUAUCUAUCUAUCUAUCUAUCUAUCUCAGUCUGUUCAUAUCUAUUUGUCUCAGUCUGUUCAUAUCUAUCUCAGUCUGUAUAUUAUCUAUCUAUCUAUCUAUCUAUCUAUCUAUCUAUCUAUCUAUCUAUCUAUCUCAGUCUGUUCAUAUCUAUCUCAGUCUGUUCGUAUCUAUCUAUCUAUCUAUCUAUCUAUCUAUCUAUCUAUCUAUCUAUCUAUCUAUCUAUCUCAGUCUGUUCAUAUCUAUUUAUCUCAGUCUGUUUCUAUCUAUCUAUUUGUCUCAGUCUGUUCAUAUCUAUCUCAGUCUGUUCAUUAUCUAUCUAUCUAUCUAUCUAUCUAUCUAUCUAUCUAUCUAUCUAUCUAUCUAUUUCUUUCUUUUUUUUUUUCUUUCUUUGAUCUGCUCUGUUCCACUUCAUCUCAUCACUUUUCUCAUCGGAUACUAUACAUCCUACAAACACAUCUAUCUAUCUAUCUAUCUAUCUAUCUAUCUAUCUAUCUAUCUAUCUAUCUAUCUAUCUCAGUUUACAUCUAUCUAUCUAUCUAUCUAUCUAUCUAUCUAUCUAUCUAUCUAUCUCAGUUUACAAGUAUCUAUCUAUCUAUCUAUCUAUCUAUCUAUCUUAGUUUACAAGUAUCUAUCUAUCUAUCUCAGUUUACAAGUAUCUAUCUAUCUAUCUAUCUAUCUAUCUAUCUCAGUUUACAUCUAUCUAUCUAUCUAUCUAUCUCAGUUUACAAGUAUCUAUCUAUCUAUCUAUCUAAGUUUACAAGUAUCUAUCUAUCUAUCUAUCUAUCUAUCUAUCUAUCUAUCUAUCUCAGUUUACGUGCAUCUAUCUCUCUAUCUAUCUAUCUUAGUUUACGUGCAUCUAUCUAGUUAUCUAUCUCAGUCUACGUGCAUCUAUCUAUUAUCUAUCUCCAUCUAUCUCUAUUCAUCUAUCUAUCUAUCUCUCAGUUUACGUGCAUCUAUCUCUCUAUCUAUCUAUCUUAUCUACGUGCAUCUAUCUAUCUAUCUAUCUAUCUAUCUAUCUAUCUAUCUAUCUAUCUAUCUAUCUAUCUAUGAAAAUCAUUGCAAUUCAUUGAUAAUUGACUCUGUUCUGCCUCUCGCUUUUCUCUGCUUUUUGUUUUGCUUUCUUUUCAUCCAUCUUUUCUUAGGCACGUAUUUGAGUUCUUUUCCGCCGUCUUUCGUUUGCCUUUCUUAUCCAUUUUCUUCUAUGCUUUUCUGUUGUCUUUACCGUCAACGACUUAACCUUCAUUAUCUUCUCUGUCUUCUUUGCCUUCUUUGUUUCGUUCUUUAUCGUCUUUACUUUCUUUUUCUACUGCUUUAUCUUCUUCUUUAUCUUCUUAACCGUCUACUUUAUCUUCCUCUUUCUCAUCUCCAUUACUUUUUAUUUCUGUGCUUUCCCUUUCUCCUAAGAAAAUUAGUUUCUCUUUUUUCUCCUUUUUUAUUAUUGUUUCUUUUUUUUUUUUACAGGUUUGUCUUCACCUCCUCCACCACCAAUACCACCUUCUUCUUCCUCUUCUUUCUUAUUCUAACUCUCCUUCUACCUCUUCUUCUUCUUCUCUUUAUUCUUCACCUUCUUCUUCUUCACCUUCUUUUUCCUCUGCUUCUUCUUCUUCUUCUUCGUUUACUUUCUUAUUCUAACUCUCCUUCUACCUAUUCUUCUCUUUGUUCUUCACUUUCUUCUUCUUCACCUUCUUUUUCUUCUUCUUCUUCUCUUUGUUCUUCACCUUCUUUCUUUCUUUCUUUCUUUCUUUCUUUCUUUCUUUCUUCUUCUUCUAAUUCUCCUUCUACCUCUUCUUCUCUUUGUUCUUCACCUUCUUCUUCUUCUUCAAAGUGUCUUUAUAUUCACCGUUUUCCAUUUUUCUUUUUAUUCUCUUUCUUCUGA
Messenger RNA from Acanthosepion pharaonis, 2862 nucleotides. The record is from the annotation of a GenBank genome assembly. Lineage: Eukaryota; Metazoa; Mollusca; Cephalopoda; Sepiida; Sepiidae.